Coregonus clupeaformis (lake whitefish) is the source of this 2047-nucleotide messenger RNA. It is a transcript of the gene sft2d3, whose product is annotated as SFT2 domain containing 3. Gene Ontology annotation, cellular component: membrane. The record is from RefSeq and is a predicted model, not a curated record. Bases 1062 to 1739 code for a protein of 225 amino acids. Lineage: Eukaryota; Metazoa; Chordata; Actinopteri; Salmoniformes; Salmonidae. The transcript has a single exon. Gene Ontology annotation, biological process: vesicle-mediated transport.
AUAAAAAAAUGUAAAAAGAAAGAUAAACCCUUGAAUGAGUAGGUGUGUCUAAACUUUUGACUGGUAGUUGAUAUGUUUAAGAAAUUGCCAUGGCGGUGCAAUUUAGAUGUAGGCCAAAAACCUACAACUCGCGAUCAAUACAUUUUCACCCAGGACAUCCUUUUCAAAGUACGCCGAGUACAGGAAAACUGCACACAUGGCAACCCUGAGCAUGGCAUGAAUUGCGACAAUUGCGUAAAAUGUACUGUACGGCAACGUGAUGACGCAAAAUGUGUGCACACGGCGUAACUCUGCCAUGGUUCGCUGGACAAAGCCUAUAAGGAAAAUGAAUGGCGUUUUUGUAAGUGUAAACACAGAAAAUAAGGUCUGUGGUAAACACAGGUUUAGGAGAUAUUUUUGUCUAUGAGAUCAUCUUCAUCAGCUAAUGUCACUUAUUGUGAAUUUGGAAGAACGUAUGUAAUAAAAUAAAAACGAAUCACAAAGGCUUCAUAAUUCAUAAACAUUUACAUUUAAGUCAUUUAGCAGACGCUCUUAUCCAGAGCGACUUACAGGAGCAAUUAGGGUUAAGUGCCUUGCUCAAGGGCACAUAAAGAUCAUGUUAACUGACUUCUAUUAUCUCAUAUAAAAAAAUGUAUACGAUAUCAUAAGCCUGUGUUAACCUCAAACCUUAUUUUCAGUGUUUAUUCCAAAACCCUAUUCUUUCCACAUAGGGAUGGUUGAACGAACCAGAGCUAAUUUAUUUCCGGGUUUUAGGACUACAACCUGGCGAGCUCUAUAGUGAAUGUUCUAAUCCGAAUUUUAUAUUUUUCGAUUGUGGUCUUAAAGAAUACCUGUUUGAAGCAUAUUUCUAAUUGUUUUCAUAAAAUCCUUUUUGCAUUUGGUUAUAAGCACAAUAAAAUUUGACUGAUUAAAAUGUAAUAUUUUUUUAAUGAGUUAUCCACAAUGUAAAUAUUGAAGGGUUCGUCAAUACCAUACGAAAGUAACGUCAUCAUUUGUGCUGCUGGCAGAACACUCAGUGUCGCACAGAGGAAAUUUGUCGACAUACAUAUUGACGAGAAGUUAUGGCCGAAUUAAAUCGAAGUCUUCAAGAAUAUCUGGCCCAGUCUAAAGGCGGUGCCAUGACGAUCUCUCAGUCCAGCUCAAGUACGACCAUAGAUAUCGAUGAAUCCACCUCAGUAGCUGGGAGCUGGUUCGGAAGCUGGUCGAGCCCGUUCUCUGGUUCCAGCAGUCGCGGCGGAGGUUCGACGGGCCAUGGGUUGGGCAGCGGCUAUUCCUGGCCGUGGUCUACGGAGCCAGACCCAUGUUUACCGGGAAUGAGUCGCUUGCAACGACUGGUCGCUUUCGGAGUGUGUAUUGCAUUUUCGGCGUUGUGCUUUGGACUGUCCGCCCUGUACGCACCCUUGUUGCUGUUGUAUGCGCGCAAAUUCGCCCUUCUCUGGUCUCUCGGCUCUCUCUUCGCGAUUCUGGGAGCAGCGAUACUGCGGGGACCCAUCAAGCUCAUAGCGAGGCCGACUCCCAGCGCGGUGGUGUAUCUGUGUUCUCUUGGAGGUACACUUUACGCAGCGCUCAGGCUUCACAACACCAUACUCACUGCCCUCGGAGCCAUUGUCCAGGUUGCCGUCAUCGUUGGGUACAUAGUCUCUUUGCUGCCGGGCGGUAGCGCAGGUAUUCGAUUAAUGGGAGGGAUGGCAAUGUCUGCUAUCAAAAGGACUGUCACGGGGAAAACGAUGCCAAUUUAACCACUUCAAUUAAUCCGAACGGAUUUUUGCCCUCUGUUGUGAAUAUGACUGACUGACUUGUGAGCACACUAGCAAAACAUUCAGCAAUUCACAGACCAAUUUGAAAAACAAAAAAUUCAUAAUGACUGGCCCUUGACAACGGUGUUAAAUCCUUGUUUUCUUUUGUCAUUUACUUCUGAUGUACCAACAUGCCCAAUAAUAUCUCAGAAUAAGACUAAAAUGGAACAGACCAGCAGAGAACUAUGAAGCCUCAUGUAUUUUUUUCUAUUUAUGUUUUGACUAAUAAAAUGUACUGUGGUACAACCUUA